AUGCCGCGUAGAAGGGACCCAUCCAAGCAGGUCUCUCGACGGAGCCACCGUGGCUGCCACCGCUGCCGCCUGCACAAAAUCCGGUGCGACGAGGUCAAACCUCACUGUGGGUCGUGUACCUCCCGCGGCUAUGCCGACUGCGUCUACGCCCAGGUCCUCAAGUGGGAGACUGACUACGUUGGCCGUGCCUUUGGCAGGGCCGGCGUGUGGUCGAAAUCUGGGGCCGCCGGCGCCAAUAACAAGAAAAAGGCCUCGACGCCACCGUCGACCCUGGACAACUACUGGAGUGUACCAACCCGCGUCUAUUCUUUCGGGUUCCUGAACUCCUUCAUCACCGACUAUGUGGGAGAGGAGUCUUCCUCAUCUUCGAGCGACGACAGCUCCAGCGACGAUCAGAAAUCGACGGCUCUUACUCUCAGAAAGAACCUGGGCUCCAUGAACCGCCCGGUGACGUAUAUUCAGCUCGACACCCAGGCGGAAUCGCAUCUCUUGUCGUACUAUCUAAACCGUAUUUGCCCCAUGACGGUACCAUGCGCAACAGGCGAAUCGCCAUUUUCGGCCCUUAUUUUCCCGUUCGCCGUCUCAUCCGCCUCGCCAGCCCUCAUGAACGCCUUGCUGGGUCUUGCCGCUUCACAUAGAGCGAGAACAGACAGCACAUAUCAGCCCGUGGCCCUGAGCUACUCGGCCAGAGUCAUUCGGUCGCUCCGCUUGACUCUCGACAACAAGUCCUCAAUAGACAUUGCCGCAAACUCGGAAAUCCUCGUCCUCAUGAUGCUCCUGUGUCAGCUGGAGAUCAUUGCCGAGUGCGACAAGCGCUGGGUCACGCAUCUGCGCGGGGCUCGAGACCUCAUCCGGUUCAGACGACAGGGCAUGAGUUCGGAUGUCGCCAAAACGGCGGCCAAGCAGCAGGGCCCCUGGGAGCAAAUCAUCAAGUUCACGGAGCGGUACUUCGCCUUUUACGAUGUCAUGGGACGAACGGCUUGCGGCGAGGAGCCCAUUUUUGGCAACGACUUUUGGUCUACCCAGGAAGACCAGCUCGACCUCUGGAUGGGUUGUUCUCCCCAUCUCGUCAGCAUAAUUGGCGAGAUCACUGAGCUUAGCUUCAAAUACCACCGUCUGUCGGCUUCGACGGCGGAAGACUGCUGGCAGGAUCUGGAACGGCAGCGCAUGAGACUGAUCUCGGUCCUCCAGCAACCACAGCUCAAGAGCGACAGUGACGAUGAAAGCGUCCGGCACACGGUGGAGCUGAAGCGGUUGACUGUGGAGUUGUACCUUCACUCGGCGCUCAACGACUCUACUCCGACCACACCGGUCAUUCGGCAUAACGUUAAGAAGAUACUGUGUCUUGUCGCGAUGCUUCUAAAAGCGGACGUCAAGGCCGGCUUGACCUGGCCACUCUUCAUGGCUGCUUGUCAGCUCGACCCCACGGAGGAGCUCGAAUGGGCCACGGAAGAUCUGGAUGACGGCAAAGUCCCCCGUCACGCGCGGCCGUUUGUUUUGUACGCCCUCGACAACCUGUCGGAUUCUCUCUCGAAUGUCACCAGGACUCGCUCCAUCAUUGAAAAAGUCUGGAAGCAGCGAGAGGCCGCAUCGUUUCUUUCGUCGGAUCGUCAGCUGUCGCCCAGCCCCAAGGCGUUUAAUGAUUGGGCCCGCUUCGUUGCGCCGCUGUGUCACAAUAUCAGUCUUGCUUAA
Messenger RNA from Colletotrichum spaethianum, 1692 nucleotides. Its product is annotated as putative transcriptional regulatory protein. Gene Ontology annotation, biological process: positive regulation of transcription by RNA polymerase II. The transcript has a single exon. Bases 1 to 1692 code for a protein of 563 amino acids. Gene Ontology annotation, cellular component: nucleus. The record is from RefSeq and is a predicted model, not a curated record. Gene Ontology annotation, molecular function: DNA-binding transcription factor activity, RNA polymerase II-specific; transcription cis-regulatory region binding; zinc ion binding. Lineage: Eukaryota; Fungi; Ascomycota; Sordariomycetes; Glomerellales; Glomerellaceae.